Molecule: messenger RNA, 588 nt
Organism: Parnassius apollo (apollo)
Lineage: Eukaryota; Metazoa; Arthropoda; Insecta; Lepidoptera; Papilionidae
Source: the annotation of a GenBank genome assembly
AUGGAUCGAGAUACUUUUAAUGAAUUACUUGAGAUGGUGCGUCCAAUGAUUACAAAAAAAAAUACAGUUAUGCGUCAAGCCGUGUCUGCUGAAGAACGAUUAAUAGCUACAUUAAGAUUUUUGGCUACGGGAAGAAGUUAUAAAGAUUUGAGAUUUAGUACAGUUACAUCAUUUCAAUUGCUUUCAAAAAUUAUACCUGAAACUUGUUGGGCGAUAUACAAGGCUUUGAAGAAAACAAUCAAGGUAGUGUAUUACAAUGACAUUUAUUUAUCCUUUUCAAAAAUUACAAAUUCACUUAUUGCACUAGCCAGUCCUUCAUAUAUUAUUCUAUUCGUAUGUGAUGGUAUGUUAGGGUGUGAUGGUGAUGUUUGGGUGGGAUGUGGUGAUGGUGAUGGUUUCGUAGGAUGUGGCGAUGAUGAUGGUUGGGUGGGAUGUGGUGAUGGUGUUGGUUUGGUGGGAUGUGGUUAUGGUGAUGGUUUGGUGGGAUGUGGUGAUGGUGUUGGUUUGGAGGGAUGUGGUGAUGGUUGGUUGGAAUGUGGUGAUGGUGAUGGUUGGGUGGGAUAUGGUGAUGGUGAUGGCUGGAUGUAA